AUGGCUGGUGAACCUGGAACGGGAGUGACAGCAAAUGGAUUGUCACCUCAAAAGACCGACGACGACGUACUCCCACUUAAGAUACUGAUCGUUGGCGCAGGUAUCGCAGGGCUCACUGCAGCAGUUGGCCUAAGACAACAAGGCCACCAUGUACAGGUUUUUGAGCAGUCGCAACUUGCAGAAGAAGCGGGCGCUGCAAUACACAUGUCUCCCAAUGCUAACGGGAUCUUGCUUUCGUUAGGAGUCAAUGUUGAGGAGCGCGGAGCCACUAAAUUGCUCCAGACGAGGUAUCAUAAUGCCUAUGGAACCUUGUUGUCUCGCGAUGACAAUGAAGCCAAUAGUAUCAGGUGGCAGGAUAGUUGGCUUCAAGCGCACAGAGGCCACCUCCAUGCGCAGUUGAAAGAUAAGGCAACAUCACACCAGCACGAGGGUCCAGUAGUCGUCCUCCAUACUGCAUCUCGAGUAAUAGGACUUGAUGCAAAAUAUGCAAGAAUCACUCUUGAAAAUGGAGAUGAGGUGCAAGGGGAUGCUAUUAUAGGUGCAGAUGGCGUUCGGUCUGUCACUCGCCGAGCUGUUACUGGACCGGCGUUUGACAGCUUCCCAAUUGGCAAGAGUGCGUUCCGAUUUAUGGUUCCUCGAGAAGCAAUUCUUGCAGACCCUGAGACAAGCUCACUAGGGAAAGAUCUCGGCUCGAUGGACAUGUACUUCACCGAGCAGCAUAGGGUUAUAAUAUACCCUUGCGUUAACAAUACUCUACUCAAUAUUGUCUGCAUUCAUCCAUCACAUCAAUCCAAUGCUUCGACUGAGACAUACAACACCGACGUGUCCAAGGAAAAGGUCCUCGAGAUUUUCCAAGAGUUUAAUCCAACGCUAUUAAAAGUCUUCAACAAGUGUGACACUGAUUCACUGAAGGUCUAUCCGUUAUUUGAUGCCCCCACAAUGCCAACAUUCAUCAAAGACCGUUUGGCACUCAUCGGUGACGCUGCACAUGCAUUUACACCAUUCAUCGGACAAGGAGGGGCUACAGCAAUCGAAGACUCCGUCUCCUUAGGCGUAAUUCUUUCCAGAGGUACCACUGUGCAUGAAAUCCCCGAGAGACUAGAGCUAUACAACCGAACUCGCCAUGAACGUGCUACAACAAUCCAGGGAUACAGUCGCAGUUCAACGGGUGAUGGAGUUAGACCUGGGGAAGAGAAGGAGGCCAGAAUGAAAGGUCGGGAAAGGGCCUUCUACGCUCUCAGCCACAACGAGUUCCAUAACUCCACUCAAGCGCUCCGGGAAUACAAGUGGUCAAAGAUCAAGGGAGCAAUCUGGCGCCAACCUACUGCUUUCGGCCCGAUGGCGGGUGUUUCUGGACUCGAAACGAAUUAUACCAGCAAGAUGGCAAAAACUUUGAAUAUCAACAUCAGAUUUAUGACUAGUGGGACGUUAUUGCGUAAUUUGUUUCCCACAAAGUCGUAUAGUUUUGCAGCAACUGAUACCGUGGUGAUGGCGAGCUUCCAUUUCCAGAGUCGGGCAAACGUGGAAUUACUUGCAAACCAGGGGUUUGAAAGGCUGACAUUUGCGAUCCACGGAGUCAACUACACGAAAAAGGACGGAUCGGUUGUUCCCGGCAAAUUUGUUCCUGUCGUCUUUGAGAACUGUGCCGAUGUGAUCACUGCCAGCCGCGAAGAGUUAGGAUAUCCUAGCAUUUUCUCUGACAUAAACCUGAAAAGCCCUCAGGAAAACUCGCUCGAAGUCUCGCUUUCCUGGCGAGGAGUCCAGUGGGCACGACUUCGUGCUGAAAAUCUUGUGAAAAGCACUGAAUUCGGGCAUAUGGGUGAAAACAUACUGGUUCACCGAAGCUUACCUAAGAUCACGGACGAGAUGACCACAAGCCGUUUUGACCUUGAGCAGGAUAUUCUGAUUGCAGAAUCUGUCGUGGACAGAAGCAGCAAUACCAACGGAUGUGUCAUAUUGAAUGACUAUCAAAAUGUUCGAAAAUCCUGCCAGGCUGGUAUUGACAUCACGGCCAAAGACCCAGAGGAACUACCCACGUUGCACCACAUCGUCAAUCGGCUAGCUGAGCUGCCCAUUUUCAGUAUUGUAAGUGUGACUAGGUGGGAGGAAGAUGGCAUCAAGAGCGUUCUAAAAGCAUCAAAGAUUGGGUAA
This is a messenger RNA of Exophiala bonariae, 2151 nucleotides long. RefSeq lists its product as uncharacterized. Gene Ontology annotation, molecular function: FAD binding; monooxygenase activity. NCBI's taxonomy places the organism in Eukaryota, Fungi, Ascomycota, Eurotiomycetes, Chaetothyriales, Herpotrichiellaceae. The record is from RefSeq and is a predicted model, not a curated record. The transcript has 5 exons. The coding region runs from base 1 to 2151 and encodes 716 amino acids.